Lolium perenne is the source of this 1751-nucleotide messenger RNA. Its product is annotated as benzyl alcohol O-benzoyltransferase-like. The record is from RefSeq and is a predicted model, not a curated record. Lineage: Eukaryota; Viridiplantae; Streptophyta; Magnoliopsida; Poales; Poaceae.
CUCAGAGGCGGCAACAAAUAGCGCUACACUAAUACUCCACCCAUCUGCCUCCAUUGCCAGCAUAUCUCGCUAGAAAACGCUAGCUAGGAUGGUGCAAGAUGAGUUGACGGUGAGGCGGGGCACGCCAUCACUGGUGGCGCCUGCGCGGGAGACGCCGCGGGAGAGUAAGCCACUGUCGGACCUCGACGACCAGAACUGCAUGCGGAUCUACCUCGUCGGGAUCUACGCCUUCCGUGGCCACGCAUCCAGGCAAGGCGUCGACCCGGCCGCGGUGGUGCGGGGCGCGCUAGCGGAGGCGCUGGUGCACUACUACCCUCUGGCCGGCCGUCUUCGCGAGGAGGCCGGACGGAAGCUGGUGGUGGACUGCGCCGGACAGGGCGUGGCCUUCGUGGAGGCCGACGCCAACAUGGCGCUGGACGACCUCGGCGAGGUGCGGUACCCGCCGUUCCCGCGCUCCGAGGAGUUCGUCUACGACGACCACGUCUACAUGGCCAACCUGCCGCCGGGCCUGCUGCUGCCCGAGAUCAUCGGCCAGCCCCUGCUGUACGUCCAGGUAACACGGUUCACGUGCGGAGGCUUCAUCGUCGGCACCCGGACCUGCCACUGCCUCACCGACGGCUCCGGCGUGGCGCAGUUCCUCAAGUCCGUCGGCGAGCUCGCUCGCGGCGCCACCUCGCCGAGCGUGCCGCCCGUCUGGUCCAGGGACAUAUUCAACGCGCGGCAGCCGCCAUGCCCUUCCUUCCCGCACCCCGAGUUCCAGGAGCCGGCCGGCGGGGACGACCGGCUAAUGUACACACCACCGCAUGAGCUGGAACGCGUCGAGUUCUCCUUCGGGCCCGAGGCUAUCGCCGCGCUGCACAGCCGGGCCGCGCCGGGGAAGAAGGUAUCCCGGUUCGACCUGGUGGCGGCCUGCCUGUGGCGGAGCCGCACGGCAGCGCUGGGCUACGCUCCCGGGGACGAGGUGCGGUGCGGGAUGCCGGUGGACGCGCGCGGGAGGCGGCCGGCGGACUUCGGCCGCGAGAUCCCAAAGGGCUUCUACGGCAACGCGAUCGCGUGCACGGUGGCGUGCUGCACCGCCGAGGAACUGUGUGGCCGCGACCUGGGCUACGCCGUCGGGCUCAUCAGGGAGGCCAAGGCAAUGGUCACCUACGAGUACAUGCAGUCCUUGGCCGACAGGAUGGUGCUAGAGGGCCGUCCCGUGCCCGAAGCCAAGCGCACCUUCACCGUGUCCGACCUCAGCAAUGUUGGGCUGGAAGACGUCGAUUUCGGGUGGGGAAAUGCCGUCUACGGCGGGCCCCCCAUGAACGCUCUCUACCAGUUGCCCGGCGGUGCCACCUUCUUCCGGCGCCGCAAGAACGGCAGCGGCGAGGAGGAGACGUACGGGGCCAUCUACCUCCCAAAAGACUGCGUAGCAAGGUACAUGAAGGAGGUGGAGGCCCUCACCACCACCAUCACCAAGCUGCCCACGGAGACCGCCUUGCGUGCCCGCUAUUAAUCCCUAAACCCGGAGACUGGAGCAAUUAUCUACUGCAGCAAUUAUCCCUAAACCGCGCGCCAUACUAUGGCUUAUACUGUAUCUCUCUAAAAAAAUAAUUUGCUUACCUGUUUGAUUUUAUUUUCCAUUAUUUGGUUAAGGCGGCCAAAUACAAAUAUAAUGCGUGUCUUUAUUUUCCUUUCCCAAGAGUGCAAGUGUUGUGCUGUAAUAGUAACUUACAGCAUCUUUCCAAAAAUAAGUUUCUUACUGUUCACAA